UUAUUGGAGACAAUGUUUACAGGCAGAAGAGGAGCAACUCAGCUCAUCUGCUGGAUUUGUUGGUUACUCUUAGUGCACUGGCAACCUCUCGCUCUGUUCCCUUCCAGCAUCAGUGCCGAAUUUUCGCUGUUUCCUGCCCCUGAAACGUUUGUCUUCACCACACAGUGACUGCUGUUGCUGCUCAGUCUCAUCAUGACUGAUGUUGAGCCAGGGAGCAACAUGGCAGCCCACGAGCCCAAGAAUUACCUGGGAUUUGACUUCAGUACCCAGCAGGUUAAAGCUAUUGUUGUUAACGAGGGCCUAGAGGUGUUGCAGGAAGCUCUUGUCCAGUUUGACAAUGAUUUACCAGAGUACAGGACCCAUGGUGGGGUGCAUGUUCGUGGCGAUGGUGUGACAGUGACUGCUCCCACUAUUAUGUGGGUGAAGGCCCUUGACAUGUUGAUGGACAAACUGAGAGUAGCAGGAGCUGAUUUUUCCACAGUUGCUGCCAUUUCUGGUACUGGGCAGCAACACGGUAGUGUAUACUGGAGGACUGGUGCUAGCAAAACACUGCUGGAAGUGCAGCCUGACCGCUUCCUCCAUGAGCAGCUGGCUAUGGCCUUCAGUAUCACUGACUCGCCAGUCUGGAUGGACUCCUCAACUAGCACUCAGUGUCAAGCUCUGGAGGAAGUAGUUGGAGGUCCUCAGAAACUUGCCAACAUCACUGGUUCACGUGCAUAUGAGAGGUUUACAGGAUCCCAAAUUGCAAAAAUUUACAAGACGCGUAAAGAGGCCUACAGUAACACUGAAAGGAUUUCUCUUGUGAGCAGUUUUGCUUGUUCCUUGUUUUUGGGUAGCUAUGCUCCAAUUGACUUUGCUGACGGCUCGGGCAUGAAUUUGCUUGACUUAAACACAAAGACUUGGUCACAAGCCUGUCUGGAUGCUUGUGCUCCAGGCCUGGCAGAAAAACUAGGCAAGCCUGUUCCUGCCUCAGAGAAGCUAGGCUCAGUAUCUUCAUAUUUUGUGGAGCGAUACAGCUUCAAUCCAGAUUGUGCUGUGAUUGCAUUCACAGGAGACAAUCCUGCCUCGCUAGCUGGUAUGUGUGUGGGAAGUGGUGAUGUGGUUGUCAGCCUGGGCACCAGCGACACACUUUUUCUGUGGCUGGACAUUCCUACACCUCAACUAGAGGGACACGUGUUGGUCAACCCAGUGGAUAGUACUGCUUAUAUGGCUCUCCUGUGGUUAGUUUAUUAUUUACUUAUCUACCAAAUACUAAUAAUUUGUUAUUUUAUGUAUAGCACAGUAUAUAUUUUGUUUUCUGAAGAAAUAUUCUUUGACAUAAUUCCAGGUAUUUAUUACUACAUGCGUGAAAUUACUCCAAAUCUUGAAGGUGUCUUCCGCUACAAUAAGGCCGAUGACUUAGUGUCACGUUUCACAAGUCGGGAAGUAGAAGUUCGAGCUCUGGUAGAAGGGCAGCUUAUAGCCAAGCGUGUUUAUGCAGAAAAAUUGGGCUUUAACAUAGGCAGUGGGACUAGAGUACUGGCCACUGGAGGAGCUUCAAACAACAACAGUGUCUUACAAGUUCUGGCUGAUGUGUUCAACUCUCCUGUGUAUACCAUGGCAGUUGCCAAUUCUGCGUGUCUGGGAUCUGCAUAUAGGGCCAAGCACGGGUUGGUGGGUGGCAAGUUCCAAGAGGUAAUAAAGAAGCGGGACUUCAAACUUGUCUGCAAACCAAAUUCUGAUGCCGAUAAGGUAUAUACUCCUUUGGUAGAGCGUUAUCUUCAUCUAGAGUCAUCGCUGUUGGCUACCAAGAACAACAUUCCCUCCAUCUAGCAUUGCUACUGUUUACCGUCAAGAAGAAUGCUAUCUCAUCUCAAGCUGUUAUUGUUGGCUGCUAAGAAAUUCUCCUCCAUCUUUACUCAUUACUGUUGGCUGCCAGGAAUAUAUGCUCUAUCAAGAGGUAGUCAGGAACAGUGUUAGGUAAGGAUAGGAACACUGCCAUGAAUGUAUUAGCAGUAGCUAAAAAUGUUCACAUGGCUCUAUUUGUUGGCUGGGAAACUUAAGGUGCUUUUGAUUUAGUGUUUAAAGUCUAACUUUGCCUUAAUUACAUUAAAAUUUAUAAAGCUUGCCUCACUUAUAUCAGAAAAAUAUUUUUUUUCUAGCACUUGCAAAAAAUAUUAUUAAAUAAGUGAUAUAAAUAAUAUAUAAAAAAAAGUCUGUAAAAAUAACUAGUCAUUCAUUUCUAUUAUAUGUAACUUUUUCUUUUAGAAACUCUACAAUAUGUGGUAUGAGAGAUUGAGAGGAAAUGAAAGAUUUAUCUUAUUUUACAAUACAGCCUCUUCUCACUUAGCGACAUGCUCGUUUAAUGACGACUUGGACUUACAACGGGCUCUGACCAGUAUGCAUAAUUAAUGUAUAUUAGAGCUGAUUUCCUCUAUUCUGUUUAUUACGAUAUACAGUACAUUGCUGUUUAACCCUUUGAGGGUCGACAGGCCCUCUCCAAAACUCGUUCUCAGGGUCGGCCAAUUUUCAAAAAAAAAAAAAAUUUUCAUAAGAAAAAAAUAGUUUUUUUUUUCUAAACAUUAUAGGCUAAACAAAAAAUUUUUACCGUCAAUACUUACCGAGAUAUGGUGGCGUGAAGUUUGCCAAAAUUGAACAACAUCUGGUAACAUCGCUGACUGCCGUCACCCGGUAUUUUUCUAUUUACUUUUUUAUGUACUAUUUUCAAUUAUUUUUAAAAUUUUCUUUUUCUGAGUAACUUUUAUGGCCUCUGAGGCCAACAUGAUCAGUAUUUUGUAAGUUAUUUCUUUUUCAAUACUACACAAUAAGGGCGUAAACACUGUUGUCAUUAUUUUGUUUGUAGAAAAUAUUUACACAAACAAAAUGAUAUGAAAUGUUGUUUAUUACUAUUUUUCUAUA
Cherax quadricarinatus is the source of this 2898-nucleotide messenger RNA. NCBI's taxonomy places the organism in Eukaryota, Metazoa, Arthropoda, Malacostraca, Decapoda, Parastacidae. The record is from RefSeq and is a predicted model, not a curated record.